This is a messenger RNA of Larimichthys crocea (large yellow croaker), 3134 nucleotides long. Its product is annotated as EBF transcription factor 3. Bases 608 to 2356 code for a protein of 582 amino acids. The record is from RefSeq and is a predicted model, not a curated record. NCBI's taxonomy places the organism in Eukaryota, Metazoa, Chordata, Actinopteri, Sciaenidae. Gene Ontology annotation, biological process: regulation of DNA-templated transcription. The transcript is spliced from 16 exons. Gene Ontology annotation, molecular function: DNA-binding transcription factor activity; DNA binding.
CUCGGGGAAAGAGGGCUUAGUUUUGCAUGUUCCCAUCCAUCCUGCACGACGCGAAAGGGCCCCUUAUCCACCUCUCCUGUGUACUAGGAACACCUCCACUGGUGAUCAGCCUUUGCCUGUGUUUGUCUUGUGGAGAAGCAGCAGCACCUUUUCAGGAGUGGGUUUUUUAUUCAACAAGAAGUCCUGAAGGUUUUGGAUGCGGUGCUUCAGGGAUGUGGGCACUUUGAGAGCAGCAUCACCCACAAACACAAACAACUGCCAUCGAUUUUUCUGUGAAUAGCACAAAAAAAAAAGAGAGAGAAAAGAAAGAAAAAACAAAGAGGAACAAUAGCAACACAAAAAAAAUCUUGUCUAUUGAACAAUUCACUUUUCCAGUCUGUGGAUACCGCUCUAACUAAGUACAGCACUUUGAGAAUUGUUCACAUCGGACGGACUGAAGAGGGAGGCAAGACCUGUGGACCGGGUUUUCCCUCGCAAGUCUGAAUCGGCUCUCGCUACUUAUCCCGUGAAAAAAAAAAAAACAACAACCCUAAAGGAUAACACGCUUGGACGUUUAUUUUCCCCUUAAUUUCGCAGGAGGCUCUUUUUUCCACGCAAAUUGUCCUAAAUGUUUGGGAUUCAGGAAACUAUACCGCGGGGUGGGACGACGAUGAAGGAGGAACCGCUGGGUGGACUGAACUCGGUCCGCUCCUGGAUGCACACAGCUGGGGUGGUGGAUGCAAACACAGCCGCCCAAAGCGGUGUCGGCUUGGCACGGGCACAUUAUGAAAAGCAGCCCCCUUCCAACCUCAGAAAAUCCAAUUUUUUCCAUUUCGUCCUGGCGCUGUAUGACAGACAGGGUCAGCCCGUGGAGAUCGAAAGGACAGCUUUUGUGGACUUUGUGGAGAAGGAAAAAGAACCAACCAGUGAAAAAACUAACAAUGGGAUACAUUACAAACUACAGUUAUUGUACAGCAAUGGCGUCAGAACAGAACAGGAUCUUUACAUACGGUUAAUCGAUUCCAUGACGAAGCAGGCCAUAGUUUAUGAGGGCCAGGACAAGAAUCCAGAAAUGUGCAGAGUUCUUCUUACUCAUGAAAUUAUGUGCAGCCGAUGCUGUGACAAGAAAAGCUGUGGAAACAGGAACGAGACUCCAUCAGACCCUGUGAUCAUUGACAGAUUCUUCCUAAAGUUCUUUCUCAAGUGCAAUCAGAACUGUCUGAAGAAUGCAGGGAAUCCACGAGACAUGCGCAGAUUCCAGGUUGUCGUAUCGACGACCGUCAAUGUGGACGGCCAUGUCUUGGCUGUUUCCGACAACAUGUUCGUACACAACAAUUCCAAGCAUGGGCGAAGGGCUCGCAGACUCGACCCUUCAGAAGGUACGCCUCCUUAUCUGGAGAAUGCAGCCACCCCAUGCAUCAAGGCUAUCAGCCCCAGUGAGGGAUGGACCACUGGAGGAGCCACUGUCAUCAUCAUAGGAGACAACUUCUUCGAUGGCCUACAAGUCGUGUUCGGCACCAUGCUCGUAUGGAGUGAGCUGAUAACUCCUCACGCCAUCCGCGUCCAGACUCCACCUCGGCACAUCCCCGGUGUUGUGGAAGUCACGCUGUCCUACAAGUCCAAGCAGUUCUGCAAAGGUGCCCCUGGGAGAUUUGUCUAUACUGCCCUGAACGAGCCAACCAUCGACUAUGGUUUCCAGAGGCUGCAGAAGGUCAUCCCCAGACACCCCGGUGAUCCUGAGAGGUUACCAAAGGAGGUGUUACUGAAGAGGGCGGCUGAUCUCGUUGAAGCCCUGUAUGGAAUGCCCCACAACAAUCAGGAGAUCAUUCUGAAGAGGGCAGCUGACAUCGCCGAGGCCCUGUACAGCGUUCCCCGCAACCACAACCAGAUCCCCUCUCUCGCUAACACAGCCUCCCACGGCAUGAUGGGAGUCAACUCCUUCAGCAGCCAGCUAGCAGUCAAUGUGUCUGAGUCACAAGGGAAUGACCAAGUGGGCUACAGCCGGAACACCAGCAGCGUGUCCCCCCGGGGCUACAUCUCCAGCAGCACCCCGCAGCAGUCGAGCUACAACACCGUCAGCAACAGCAUGAAUGGUUACGGCAAUGCCGGUAUGAACCUGGGAGUGCCAAGCUCCCCUGGGUUCCUCAACGGAUCCUCUGCCAACUCCCCAUAUGGAAUUAAACAAAAGAGCGCCUUCGCCCCUGUGGUCCGACCCCAGGCCUCCCCACCCCCCUCCUGCACCAGCGCCAACGGCAACGGACUGCAAGGUGAGCCCCCCUCACCCCCUCAUCCCUUCCCUACGGACUACUGGUCAGAUACCGCUGCUCAGGCCUCUGUCCGGUUUGCCAUGUCCGGCCUGGUUGUCCCUCCAAUGUAAAUGCACUUUCAUCAUCUCAAGCACCAGUCUACACACUACCACUUCACAGGACAUCCCCUCAGCACACAGCGAAAAAAAAAACGCUGGUGUAAUGUAUAGUCAACCGCUUGUUCUGUUUUUAAAGAUGAAGAAGAAAAAAAAAAGAAAAGAAAGAAAUUUUCUUUUAAAUGACUCGCAAAAACCUGCAGAAAAAAAAGGAUUUCACGAGGAACAAUAUAUUUUUUUUCUGUGGGAUUUUUUUUUUUUGUUUGUUUGUUUAAUCCCGCCCCCCACUCCCCUCCAUUUUAUCACCCUUGAAGAGGACACAGGAUGAUGAAGGGUUUAUUUUGUAUACCUUAUCGGGUUGCGCUUUGGCCUUGGAUAUGUCCAAUCAACGACGCAUUCAAUACUGGAAGGGACUCUGUGGACUCACCAUCUGGUUGUAAAGUAAAAACACUGAUGUACAGUACAUUUGCCAAUGAACUUCAGAAAUUGUUUUUCUGUUUCAACUCUCUUUUAAUAGAUUCACAACAGUUGUGUGUCUUUAUAAUGUGACUUUUUUGUAUUUUUAUGUGUGAGAAAAAUACACAGGGGCCAAGACAGUUUGAAUUUCAACUGGAAAAAUAUAUGAGAUAUAUAAUGUAGAAAAUUGAUCAUAAAAGUACAACAAAUACGAGUAAAAAGGGGUGGGGCUGGGUGGGUAAGGUUGUAUCAUGUUUCAUUCCUGCAUUUUAACUUAAAUUUUGUAAUUUAUUGUAGCUAGAAUCAUCUUCAAAAAGUUCCGGAAAAAAAAAAGAAA